Messenger RNA from Adineta steineri, 426 nucleotides. Lineage: Eukaryota; Metazoa; Rotifera; Eurotatoria; Adinetida; Adinetidae. The record is from the annotation of a GenBank genome assembly.
AUGAUUGCGGCAUUAUUUCAGCGGCUUUCCGCUGAUAAAUCAGCUAAAUUUCGUGAAUCUGAUCGACUUUUUUCAUAUUCUUCUGCUACAUCAUAUACAUUACUCGGUCGUGAUCGACUUAAACGUGAACGAGAAAAAGAACGUAAGAAAAAUAUUCGUAAACAUCGUGAAAUCAUGCAAGAAUUAUCAGCAAAUAAGAAAACUAGUAACACUUCAGAGAAUAAUACUCAAUUAACUCAACCAUUAAAUGAUGAUGGUGAUGAAGAUAUUGAAGAUGAAGAUGAAAGUACUACAAGUAGUGAAAAACCUCCAUCACGAACGAUGACAAAUACAUCUACAUCAAGUAAAAGACGAGCAAAGACAAAACGUUCACGUACGAAACGAACUCUAUCCGAUUCCAGUCAACAAUCAGAAUCACGCGAUUAA